CAGUGUAAAAAAUUUUGCCGAAUGCCGAUUCGAUUCGAUUUUCAUUUGUUUUGUUUUGAUGAUUGAUCUCCUAAAAAUGUCUCGGAAUACAGAAAAAUAAAUGUAUGUGUUUAUCAGGAAUCAUAAGUAAAGAAAAAGUGCUCAAUUGAUGAGUAAACUGCUGAAAACGGUAUUUUCAUUACGAACAUUUCGCAAUUGUUUAUCCGUAACACCGUUCGGCGUAAAAAUGGUGCGCUUUUUUCCAAAUCCGUACGAAGACUACGGACACGGAGCAAACGUGGACAACAGUGAGAUAAUCUCCCAAAUUAACGAAUAUACUAAAGUAAUAAGAAAGCGUUUGGUGCCUCAACGGAAGAAUGUAGAUGGCGGGCUGUAUGUCGGUGUAACUGGCGUGGCGUAUAUGUUUUAUUAUUUGUCGAAAAAUCCUUUGUUAUCGGCGAACAAAAGCGCUUAUUUAGAACAGGCAUUAGCAUACCUCACUCCAGCGCUAGAGACAUCAGCCGGCGACAGGACUUCAUUCCUUCUCGGCGAUGCAGGGACACACAUCAUUGCCGCGGUUUUGAAACGAGAAAUGGGCGACGACAAGUACACUGACCAUUUCAAAAUGUACAAGUCUCUGUACAAUCAGUAUUUAAAUCCUAAAUUCCUGAAAUGUGGCGGCGACGAAUUCUUCGUCGGUCGCGCUGGCUACUUGGCCGGUUUGCUGUGGGCGUCGCGCGAGACACAAACACAAAUAUUCACUAAUGAAGAACUGUACAAAAUAUGCAAUGUUAUGGUUGCAUCUGGCCAGGAAUAUUCUCGAAAACAUGGAAGCCCCUGCCCAUUGAUGUAUCAUUAUUAUAACACUGAAUAUCUGGGUGCAGCGCAUGGCAUAAGUUUCAUACUACAGAUGCUUUUGUCUGUGCCCGGUUAUUUGGAAUUCAAUAAAUCAGCUGCACUUGACAUCAAGUCUACAAUUGAUUUUGUGUUAUCUUUGCAAACUGAAGAAGGCAACUGGCCUUGUUGUAUGGAGGAGAUAGGUUUGGCUGAACAUAAGUUAGUACACUGGUGCCAUGGUGCUCCUGGCACAGUCUACCUGAUGGCUAAAGCAUACUUGGUAUUCAAAGAACAAAAGUACCUCAACGCGUGUGUCAAAGCUGAGGAAGUUGUAUGGAGUAAGGGACUGCUUCGUAAGGGACCUGGGAUUUGUCAUGGCGUUGCAGGCAAUGGCUAUGUAUUUCUCCUUCUAUUCAGAUUAACUGGAGAUGUAAAUUUUCUUCAUAAAGCUAAAUUGUUUGCUGCCUUUAUGUCGAGUGAUGAAUUUUUGAGGGAUGCAAGACUUCCUGACAAUCCAGAGAGUUUGUACGAAGGCACGGCUGGCACUGUAUGUUUCUUAGCUGAUGUUUUAGUUCCAGAUAAUGCAGCCUUCCCAUUUCAAGAUGUAUUUUAGUUAUUCAUCUAACAAAUAAACAUAAUUUAAUACUUUAUCAAAAGCAGUGCCAUAUUUUAAUAAUAAUAACUAUUUAAAAUUUAAUUAUGACUUAAUUAAUAAUACACUAAACUCUUAUGUAGAUAAAUUAUGAAUUUGAAAUACAUAAUUUUAAACAUUA
This is a messenger RNA of Bicyclus anynana (squinting bush brown), 1589 nucleotides long. Its product is annotated as lanC-like protein 3 homolog. The coding region runs from base 149 to 1429 and encodes 426 amino acids. The record is from RefSeq and is a predicted model, not a curated record. Gene Ontology annotation, biological process: peptide modification; carbohydrate metabolic process. Lineage: Eukaryota; Metazoa; Arthropoda; Insecta; Lepidoptera; Nymphalidae. Gene Ontology annotation, cellular component: plasma membrane. The transcript has a single exon.